Molecule: messenger RNA, 3463 nt
Organism: Symbiodinium sp. CCMP2592
Lineage: Eukaryota; Dinophyceae; Suessiales; Symbiodiniaceae
Source: the annotation of a GenBank genome assembly
GCUUCAGAAGGUUAGAUACUGCUUGCAUGCAGUGCUUACCGUUCCGGUGUUGGCAACAGACAUCCUCAAGCAGGAAUAUGAUUACGAGCCGUCGGACCCGGGUGAGAGGGAAAAGCAUGAUGCCUCUACUUUGCAGGUUGAGCCCUUCGGAGAGGAUGAUGCUGAGUUGAGCGUUAGUGUGAUGAAGCCUUCGCCCCCAAAUGUGCAUGAGGUCCCGGGUGCUUGGGAGUUUCCUGAAGAGGGUUUCGUCGAAGAUGAGCCUCCUAAAGGGGCUGGUGAUGGCGACGCCAUGACAGGUGAUGAAGGUGGUGAUGGCGAUGAUGGUGUGACAACCGGUGAAGUUCCUUUGAAGGAGGUGCAUAUGCAUGAGGUGCCUUACUUAGUCAUGCUGCCAGAUAAAAAGGCCAAGACCGUCACCAAUGCCUUGAAAGAAGUUCUAGCGGACAUCGCUUAUUGGGGGCUCCCGGUACGCAGAGUCCAUACUGACAAAGGAGCAGAGUUCACGAAUGCACAGUUUCGCCAGCUCCUAGCGGAUCAUCAGGUUCGUCGUACAACAACGGUUGGCUCGGACUUUAAGGCUAAUGGGCGCACUGAAGCCCACAUAGGGCGUGUCAAGGGGCUCACUCGCGCAUUGCUUGCGGCGGCGUCUGCUGAUGAUGCGGAUUGGGCUUUUGCUAUGCGGCACGCUGUCUUCAGUAUGAGGUCGCAGGUCUUUACAGUCUUGGGUUUUCCCCAGCGCGAACCGAUUCCGUUCUACACCAAGGUUUGGGUAAGAAAGAAGGAAUGGACUUUGCACUUGUGGGCGCCAAAGUGUAUAGAGGCCCGCGUUAUGGCUCCCUCUGAGUCCGCUCCAGGUGGUUACGUAGUGCGCCUUCAACCGAGCCACCCUUCCGAUCUUUGGGAUGGUCUCCAGGGUUACUUUGAAACCACGGCGUUGAUUCAAGGGGUAAGGGCUCAGGAACCUGUCUUUGAGGCAUCCGGUGAGGUUUCGGUGAUCCCACCUAGCGAGGUGCGCAAAGGGGUGCCGGUGACUGAGGAAUCAAGGAAGACUCCCGCCUCUUCUGGGCCGCCUGGUCCAUCGUCUCGUUUGCGUCGUAAAACUCCUGACCCCUUGUGCAUUGACCUCCCGCACGCUGUGCGAGCCCUUGCUGAUUCUCUCGAGGCUCUCUCUGAGGACUUGUUGCGUCGGGGAUUGUAUGAUAAUGCAUCGUGGUCUCAGGUGCUGCGCCUCUUGCCCCAUAAGUCAAUCCGCAGGGGUUUUAUGUCAGCCCUGGGGCCUGGGACUCAGUAUCGUAGCUUUGGGAUGUUCACGCACGGGGGAGUGCUUGGUGUGACGACGGCUAGUCGUCAGCUUCCGCACACGCAAAGGUACCUUUUGGCAGUGCUACAGCACUAUCACCCUCAGGCUACAUUCACUUCUUUUGUAGCGUCGGUGAAUUGCAGCGCCCCCAUCCACCGUGACUACUUCAAUGCUCCGGAUAGCUUGAACUAUGUUGUUGGCGGAGCCGAGCAUUUGCGUGGCGGGCUUUGGAUCGAGGUUAGUUCAGAGUUUGCUAGCACUGCCGCUCCAGGGGUUUUGCAAUUUCGAGAGGUUGCUCCGCGUCGGUGGCUGCCGGGAAUGAUGUGGGAUACGGUUGGUGCCUCGUUCUCGUUCUCACCGCACUGCUUUCAUGCCGGUGACUCGUGGUCUGGCGACAAAUACCUCCUUGUUGCGUUCACUCUCAAACGAUGUGUGAAGGCUCCUCUCCCGGUUGUGGCGGAGCUGACUUGCGCCGGCUUUCCGUUGCCUUCUUGCUGCCCUGUUGAGGCGGAGUCUGAUUUCAGCGAAGAGGCUUAUGGUUUGGAUGCGGUCCUCGAGGCGCGCUCUGAAGGCAUAGAAAACUUCCUUGCCUAUUAUCAGGUGCUGUCGGGCCCGGGGGAGUCCAAGUGCCCCUUAGCAGUCAAAGAGCUUCGUCUUAGAGGACUGGGGGAGUCACCCUCUGCUUCUGAUGCCCAUGCUCCGGACCAUGAGCCACCACCGUUGCAAACGAAAACUGUGAGCCUCGAUCAGGUCAAACGCGAACUUCCUUUGUGGAAGCCAGCGAUAAGUGCCGAAUAUGACAGCCUCCGUGUAAAAGGAGUGCUAAGGCCGAUUUCGGAACAACAAAUUGCGGAAUGGCUUGCCCAGGGACGUGCGGUGCUGCGUCUGCCCUCAAAAGGAGUCUUCACUCGCAAGGCGGUGUCAGGCUUAAGGAAGGCUAGGUGCGUCGCAUGUGGAAAUCACGGGCCUUCAGCUGGUGGCUCCGCGUAUGAACAUCGUAUGCUCACAUAUGCCGGUGGAAUCGACGCGAGCGCACUAAGAUUGUCGUUGGCUUUCAUAUCCCAGCACCCCGACUGGUAUGUCUGGGUGACAGACGUCAAAACAGCUUUCUUAAACGCGAAGUUGUCCGAUGGUGUUGAUAGCAGUCUGGUCGAGUCAGGGACCGAGGAGCUGAUCGUCCUUGAUCCGCCCCGUAUCUUUCAGCUUGCCGGAGUUCAGGACCCAGAAGAGCCAGAACCUUCUUCCCCUGUUGCUUUGAGAAAGGCCCAGGCACUUGCGGGUGAGCUUCUUUGGGUGUCUGGAAAGACAAGAGUAGACAUUGUCUAUGGGGUUGCGAGGGUAACAUCAUUGGUGAGUCGAUGUCCGGAGCUUGCUUUCAAGCUCGGUCUGCAUAUCCUUUGCUAUCUUAAAGGCACCAAGCGGGUCGCUCUGAAGUACCAGUGCGCCGCAGAUCAGCCUCCCCAUGGCAUGCAUAAUGAGCGUCGCGUCACGGCUCUUCCUUACCUGCUUGAAUCUUUCACUGAUGCUAGUUUCGCUCCAGCUGGUGACAGAAGCUUUGAAGCUGGCCUGGUUCAGGUCGGUCGCAAUCUAGUCUUCUGGGGUGCAGGUAAGCAGCCCUUCACAGCUCUCUCUACUGCUGAGUGUGAAUCAGACUCCAGCUCGUCAUCUGGAACUCCUCCGCACUGGGUUCAAGGGGUUGGGAUAGUUCCUGCUGCUGAGUAUAGGGCUAGGUAUGACCCUACUUACCCCCACCGUGACCAGAUCAAUAGGCAUGGAAUCGAUGUAGUCCCUGGACCCGAACAGCUGUACCGCCAGUAUGAAGAGAUGCGUGAGGCAGGUCUCUAUCCUGACUUGCCAACUCUAACACCCUGGGCUGCAGGUACCAAUGAGGCUGCUAGCUCCUCUGAUGCUGUGGUGAGGUAUGUUGAUGACGUUGCGGUCUUAAGAUCAACAAGAGUUCCUCCGCUUGCGACUGACAGUGAGAUUGAAGAGGCUGAUGAAGAAAUAAAUCAUGCUAUCGCUUCAGCUGCAGCGUUUCUGAUUAGGAAUGGCAUUGAAGUGCCACUUGAACAGUUGUCAGAUGCUCAACAACAUAUCUUUUACACGAACGAGGGCUUUCGCCUCGAGCGCAUGCACCAGGAUGGAGUCCCUGAGGUGGAUUGA